Molecule: messenger RNA, 6588 nt
Organism: Hirsutella rhossiliensis
Lineage: Eukaryota; Fungi; Ascomycota; Sordariomycetes; Hypocreales; Ophiocordycipitaceae
Product: KR domain-containing protein
Exons: 16
Coding region: 1-6588 (2195 amino acids)
Biological process (GO): fatty acid biosynthetic process; secondary metabolite biosynthetic process
Molecular function (GO): fatty acid synthase activity; oxidoreductase activity; phosphopantetheine binding
Source: RefSeq, a predicted model, not a curated record
AUGCCCAAGAAUCGAUUCAACGCCGACGCAUUCUACCAUCCAAAUCCUGAUCGUCCUGGCUCCUUCAACCCGCAAGGUGCCCACUUCCUUGACGAAGAUGUUGGAUUGUUUGACGCCCCCUUCUUUAACAUGACGAGGCAAGAAGCAUGUGCUCUCGACCCUCAACAGCGCAUCUUGCUCGAGUGUGUCUACGAGGCCCUCGAAAAUGCUGGUGUGCCAGGCCACUCAAUCGUGCGUCGCAAUGUGGGCGUCUUUUGCGGCGCUUCGUUUCCCGAUUACGACCGCGACAACAACAUGGAUAUGGAUUCUAUUCCCAUUCUCACCAUUGACACGGCAUGCUCUUCCAGCCUAACUGCCUUGCAUAUUGCCUGCCAGAGCAUCCGAAACGGCGAAUGCUCCAUGGCAAUUGUAGCCGGAUGCCAUCUAAACAUCUCGCCUGACUCGUUUAUUGUCAUGUCGCGCGGCAGGCUUGUUUCAGACUCGGGUAAAUCAUUCGCAUUCGACCACAGGGCCUCUGGAUUCGGCCGUGGCGAGGGGGCCGGAUGCAUCAUUCUCAAGUCCCUUGCAGACGCCGAGACGGCGGGCGAUGCCAUCCGAUGCUUGAUUGUCAACAGCGGGUUAAAUCAGGAUGGACGGACCAAUGGCAUAUCCAUGCCAAGCCCGGACGCGCAAGAGGCGCUGAUCCGUUCCGUCUACAAGUCAGCCCAGGCUGCCGCCCUGCGCAAUGCCUUGAUAUUGGGGACGGGACGAGGGCCAAGCCAGCCGCUGCUCGUCGGUUCCGUCAAGUCCAAUGUGGGCCAUACCGAGGGCGCCAGUGGCAUUAUUUCUGUUAUCAAGACUGCGCUGAUGCUCGAGCGAGGCCUCGUCCUUCCAAAUUGCAACUUUGAGAAGGCGAAUGAGGAGAUUCCGCUCGACAAGUGGAACAUGAAGGUCCCCACAACGGUAGAGCCAUGGCCUGACAAGAAGCCGUUUGCAAGCAUCAACAACUUUGGAUUUGGCGGAGCCAAUGCCCAUGUUGUGCUCUAUGUCGUGUCUGGCCAUACAAAGGAAACAGUGGUUCGCCUGAGCAAGGAACUAGGGGUAUUUUCCAUCAUAGAUGAACUUGUUCUCAAAGACCCCUGUGAAAGCUCGCUCGGCACAGCAUACGUGAGCCAGCCGGCUUGUACGGCCAUCCAGUUAGCAUUGGUCGACUUGCUGUCGUCUUGGGGCGUUCGUCCUCGAGCAGUCGUCGGCCAUUCCAGCGGAGAGAUUGCAGCAGCUUACGCGGCCGGCGUUCUAACUCUGGAGGCUUCUGUCAAAGUUGCGUAUUCCCGGGGUGUCGUGGCAAACCUUUUGGCUACGGAUACGUCAAUCAAUGGAGCCAUGCUCGCAGUAGGAACCAAUGCCAAGGUUGUCGAGCAAGCUCUCGGCAUGAUCCAAUGCUCCGGUGCUGUCAUUGCCUGUGUCAACAGCGAAUCAAGUGUCACUUUGUCCGGCGACCGAGACGUCAUCGCCGACCUUGAAUUUGGUCUGGGCCAAAAGGGCAUCUGGACCAGAAGACUUGAGGUAGACGUUGGCUACCACUCGCAUCACAUGCAAAGGGUUUUGCCGCAAUACCGAUCCCUGCUUGCUGGACUCUGUCCACGCCCAUCCCAGAUACCAUUUUACUCAACGCUUACUGGGCAGGUGUCUCCAGGAACCUAUCUCGAUGCCUCGUACUGGGUUGACAACCUGGCAUCGCGCGUCGAGUUUGUCAAGGGCCUGGCCAGUCUCCUAGCGGCAGACGAUUCAAUCAAUACCUUGGUUGAGAUUGGGCCCCAUCCCGCGCUCAAAAGGCCGGUCAGGGACGUUGUGCGGACACACGAGCCGAACAGACAGAUGCGCUUUGGGUAUACGCUAGAGCGCAACGUCCACGCAGUCGAGGCCUUGCAGAACCUGGCCGUCUCGCUGUUUACUCGUGGCGUGGCGCUCGAUUUCAGGGGCAUAAACUUCCCCAACCUUGCACGAGGCAGCAAGCCUGCCGCCUUGACCAACCUGCCCAAGUAUCCGUGGAAUCAUUCCGAGAGGUACUGGUCCUUUAACCGGCGGAGAGACGAUAUCUUGCAUCCAAAGUACCCCCGCAAUGAUAUUCUCGGCACGCCGGCCAUGGACAGUGUCGACUUUGAGCCGCGGUGGAGGAACGUCUUGAGAGUUGAUGACCACCCCUGGAUCCGUCAACACCGCAUCCAUGGCAUCAACAUCUAUCCCAUGACUGGCUUCCUGUCAAUGGCGGUCGAGGCCAUUGCCCAGCAAGCGCAGUUACGGGGCCUCACUGCUGGGAAAGUUGACCUUCGUGACGUUUCGAUAAAUGGCGCUCUCGCCAUAGCGGACGAUGCAACCGUCGAGACCAUGCUGACUCUUCGGCCACGCCAAGCCGAGGCUAAUGCCAAGUCGGGUCUCGGCUGGCACGAGUUUAGCAUCUUUUCUUGGGCCGCUGGUCGAGGAUGGGAGCAGCAUUGCCAUGGCUCCGUCAUGGUACACGAGACCAAGCCCUUGAAUCCCGUCCAUGGUUCCCCGUCGGUCGACGACGCGACUCUUUACGACAGCAUCGCGAAGAGCGGUGUCGAACCUGGGCGCUCAAGACCAGCGAGCCAUUGCCACACGCCCAAGGCAACCCUUGUCCCAUCGCACAUCAACCAUCUGUACGGUCAUCGAUUAGGGUCUCAGUCGGCCGACAAAAACCGCAUUACCGCCGUCGAGCCAGACAACCCAGACAAGGCGGUUUUUGAGCUUGAAGGCAUUAGCGUCGUCCCCAUUGCGAAUCAUGUGCAGGGAUACGAGGGGAACGCACCGGAUCCGCUGUGUUACAAACUGGACUGGGAGCCCUGCUUUGAGCUCCUCUCGGUUGACGACAUUCGCCUGCUAGCACCCCUUGAGGGUGGCGGCUCCGAGGCAGCUGGUGAACAGCUAAACCAAAUUGACGACGAUGCGACAGAAUAUCUACGAAGAUCCCUACAAGCUGUCACAGCACAGGAGCUGUCCGCCCUGCCCCAGCACCAUCAGCAGUUUUACCGCUGGGCACAGCAGCAUGCAUGGAGUCGGACGGCCAAUAAUACAUAUAGGGCCAAAAACCUGUUGAGCGUGCUGGGCGAACUGCUGCCUCAGAUUCUCCAUGGCCAGGUCGAUGCGCUCAGUGUCAUGCUCGAAGACGACCGGCUGGGGAAGCUUUACGAGUCUCUGGAGAGUCUUCGCCAGUGCUACGCCAGCGCAUCAUUCUGCAUGGACAAAAUGGCCCAUCAGAAUCCCGAUCUCAACAUAAUAGAGAUUGGUGCCGGAACCGGAGGCGCCACGUUGCCUAUUCUGCAGAGCCUCGGGAGGGGGGGGGACGAACCCGGUUCCAUGCCGCGGUUCCGUCACUACACAUACACCGACAUCUCUCCCGGCUUCUUCGAAAAGGCCAAGACCAAACUGGAGAGAUGGAGCCAUCAUUUGACGUAUCAGACGCUGGACAUUUCAACCGACCCAUCUGCCCAGGGCUUCAAGCCAGGGUCCUACGACGUGGUGGUUGCCUGCAACGUCUUGCACGCAACGGCCGACAUAAAGGAAACCAUGGCCAACGUGCGGUCUCUAUUAAGGCCCGGCGGCAAGGUGUUGCUGAUUGAGGAGACGGUGUUCCGGCCGAGGCACUUCCCGUUUGCGCUGUUGCCUGGAUGGUGGCUCGCCAGCGAUGAAUUCCGCAAAGGCGGCCCGCUGCUCAGCAUCGAGCAAUGGCAUGGUGUCAUGAAGGCCACGGGCUUUUCGGGCAUUGAUGUCUCCGUCGAGGAUCACCCCGGAUCGCCUCACAUGUCGGGAUGCUUCAUGGUGACGACGGCCACUGGCAACAUGAAACGCCGCGAUGACGGAGAGGUCGUCGUCAUUGGCGGCCAUGGCCUCGGCACCCAAGCUUUGCGCCGUCUGGAGCAGGGCCUGACAGACAUGACGGGUCAGGCCCUCGUCACUGUGCCAGACGUGGAAUCCGCUGACGCUGUCAACAAGUGGUGCGUCUUGGUGGGCGGCAUCGACGGCUCCCCCCUAUCGCACCUCACCCGCGAAAAGCUGGAAGCAUUGCAGCAGCUAGUGUGCCGGACGAGGGGCCUGCUAUGGGUCGUCCGGCACGCGAGGUCGAACCCAGAGUCGGUUGGCGGUAACAUGGCAGCUGGUCUGGCCCGGAGUAUCCGGUCAGAAACGGGCUUGAAGUUGGCCACGCUGGACUUGGGGGACAAGGACCAAGUCAACGACUCAGAGGCAGUAAAUCACAUACUCGGCGUAUUCAACGGCAUCUUCUUCCAAGGCGCGUCGUUGAUGCGGAGCGAUAUGGAGUUUGCCGUGCGCAAGGGGCACGUCUCAGUACCCCGUUUGGUUGUCGACACGGCUUUGAAUCUCAGCAUCCAGCAGGAUUGCCCGGACGCCCCGCCAUCCUUUCGGCCAUUCAGCCAAGACAGGGCGCUGCAUCUCAUGGCUGGAUUGGGGGGACAACUGGACGAGCUGUACUGGACCGACGAUGUCGUCUACGGCUCCUCGCUGCCUGACGACCACAUCGAGGUCCAGGUCUGCUGUGCGGGCCUCAACUUCAGAGACGUGCUCAUGGCCAUGCGCCAGCUCGAAGGCCAUGGGCUCGGCCAGGAGUGCAGCGGCAUAGUGACAAGAGUAGGGUCGGCGGUGACCGACUUCAGUGCCGGAGACCGAGUCUGUGCUCUCUCGCCCGCGUCGCUGUCGACUUACACGCGGUGCCCAGCAUCGUGUGCGCACAUGAUGCCAGACGACAUGCCGUGGGAGGUUGCAGCAUCUCUUCCCGCCGUCUUCUCUACCGCCUAUUACUCCUUGGUCGACAUGGGGCGGUUGACGGCCGGAGAGAGCGUCCUGAUCCACGCAGCCGCUGGGGGCGUUGGACAGGCAGCCAUUAUCGUUUCCCAGAGCAUUGGGGCCGAGAUAUUCGCAACCGUGGGCAGCCAAGAGAAGAAGGAGUUCCUGAUGGCGACUUACCAGCUCGACCAAGACCACAUUUUCUUCAGCCGCGACCUGGCAUUCAUACAAGCCAUCCGGAACGCCACCGGGGGCCAGGGAGUCGACGUUGCCCUCAAUUCGCUGGGCGGCGACGCUCUGCAGGCGACGUUUGAAUGCGUUGCCCCCUUUGGCCGAUGCAUCGAGCUGGGAAAGCGAGACAUUGUGCAAAACUCGCGCCUCGAAAUGGCGCACUUCAAUAACAAUCUACUCGGGCGGUUGCUCCGCGAUUCGUUCCGUGUCUUUGUCGACUCCCAGGCCCAGUCGUGGUGGCCCGUCAACACUCAGUCCAUCUCUGAUAUUGAGGCUGCUUUCCGUUCCUUGCAAACGGGUCGAGUCAUUGGCAAGACGGUUGUCCAGAUGACUAAAAAUGCCAGAGUCAAGGUUCACCCGCCGAGAAAACCGGUCCACCCACUGCGGCCAGAUGCGACUUAUAUUGUCGUGGGUGGCACCGGGGGCAUCGGCUUGGACAUUGCCAGCUGGUUGCCUCAGCAAGGAGCAAGGCGACUUGUUCUUGUCUCCAGGAGCGGCGCCUCUACUCAACAGGCCCGACAGGCGAUGCGCGACCUGACGGGCAAAGGUGUCGCCGUCCAUGUCUGUCGCUGCGAUGUUUCUGAUGCGGCAAAUGUGCAAGAGAAGUUGAUUCCACUCCUUGACCAAGUCCCCCCGGUCUAUGGCGUCGUCUUUGGGGCAAUGGUUCUUCGUGACGUCGUUUUUGAGAAGGCGACUUUUAACGACUGGGACACCGUCAUUAAGCCCAGGGUCCACGGCAUCUGGAACCUGGAGCGUGCUCUACAAAGUGUCCACGGUGGCCACAGCCCUGACUUCUUCAUCACGCUCUCGUCGGCCGCUAGCACCAUAGGCAAUAUAGGCCAGGCGGCAUAUGCGGCAAGCGGGACUUUCAUGUCUGCAUUAGCCCAGUAUACAAGGACAAGAAAUAUGCCCUUCACAUCCAUCGAACUUCCCUAUGUGCGUGGAGUUGGCUACCUUGCCAAUGACCCGACAACAGAUGCGGCGUCGCGACAAAUGGCCAUUGACUGCAUCGAUGCCAGCGACAUCCGCCGUCUGAUGGCUGCGGCAAUACGAAAUGAAAUGCGCGACACUUGCGAGGGCCAUUGCGUCGUUGGCUUCCAUAGCCUUGAGAAAAUGCCAGCCACCAAGCAACCUUUUUACGUCAAAGACGCCAAGUUCUCGCACCUGAAGCGCCUACGGUUGCUCAAGGUCGAAACCGCCUCGGCCAGGCCCGACCAAACUAGCAACAGCUGCAUUUCGUCUGCUACAGCACUCCAGCAAGCCCAAGGCCGCGAGGCUGCCAAGGACGUCGUCGUCGCUGCGCUGCUGCAAAAGGCAUCCGCUAUCCUACAGCGUCCGAUUGACUGCUUCAGCGCGGCAGCCCCAGUUUCCGCCUAUGGCCUUGAUUCCCUUGUGUCUAUUGAAUUCAGAAGCUGGAUCGCGCGCGAGUUUGAGGUCUAUAUCCAAGUCAUGGAGAUCCUCACUAGCGUGUCCUUUAACGCUCUUGCCGAGAUUAUCCUAAAAAGGGCGAAUAUACUAUCACUAGAUGUAAAGCAGAAGUGGGGUCUUCAUGUAUAA